Paraphaeosphaeria sporulosa is the source of this 3609-nucleotide messenger RNA. RefSeq lists its product as uncharacterized. The record is from RefSeq and is a predicted model, not a curated record. Gene Ontology annotation, biological process: intrinsic apoptotic signaling pathway in response to endoplasmic reticulum stress; IRE1-mediated unfolded protein response; mRNA processing. NCBI's taxonomy places the organism in Eukaryota, Fungi, Ascomycota, Dothideomycetes, Pleosporales, Didymosphaeriaceae. Gene Ontology annotation, molecular function: protein serine/threonine kinase activity; RNA endonuclease activity; ATP binding. Gene Ontology annotation, cellular component: IRE1-TRAF2-ASK1 complex. The transcript is spliced from 2 exons. Bases 1 to 3609 code for a protein of 1202 amino acids.
AUGCCGCGUCGCCGGCCGCCUGGUGCUGGCCCGGCGUUGAGCGCCAAACUCGUUGCCAUCAACCUCCUCUUCGCUCUACCAUGGAUCUCCACGGCCGCUCAGCAGCAGCAGUCGCUGGAUCGUGCCCACGGCCGCUCUCCUAGUGAGGGCGGCAGCUUGCACACCAUCCUGCCCCCCAAGCCCAACAAUGAGCCCAGUCGCAACAGGCUGGACACCGCCGCGACCAGGCGGGCGUUCACAUACAUCCAAGGCAAAGACGAGCGCGCCGUGGGAACAUACUCCUCAGCUCCAGCGAUUUCCGCUGUCGGAGCCCAAUAUGGAAGGGACGCAGCCGACUCCGGUGUUCUGACACCGGGUGCGCGCUCCAUUGAAGAUUGGACAAUUGAGGACUUUAUGCUCCUGGCGACUGUCGACGGCCACAUACACGCACGAAACCGAUACAAUGGUAUGGAGAUCUGGGAACUAGAUGUGGGCAAGCCCAUGCUAGAGACCAUCUACAACACCAAGAACGACUCCGACCCCACCGAUGGAUGGCGGAGCAAGCCCUUCAUAUGGAUUGUAGAGCCCAAAGAGGAUGGGGCGCUCUACAUUCUCAUGCCAGGGCCGCGGCCCGUCCUCCAGAGCCUUGGCUUGACUGUGAAGCAGCUGACCGACGACCUCAAUCCCUACGCGAGCGACGACCCUCCCGUUGUAUACACGGCAAAGAAAGAAAGCAUCAUGCUCGUCGUCGACGCGAGCACCGGACGCGUCACUAAGAGCUUCAGCACCGACGGAUACAUGAGCCCGGGAGAGCCGGAAAGCUGCCAUACCAAGACGCCAGAGUAUUUCACUGGAAGCAAGCAACACGAAUGCAAAGGCUUCUUCAACCUUGGACAGACCGAAUACACUGUCAGCAUUCAUGACAAAAACACUGGCAUGCAUAUCUGCACCAUCAAAUACUCAGAGUGGACGUCCAAUAACCGCGACCGAGAUCUGCAGACGCAAUACCGACAGACAAAAGACGAGAUGUAUUUGGUCAGUCGAUACAACGGCGAUGUCAUCGCGUAUGACAAAAAGCGGAGUAAUUUCGCGAAGAACUAUGUCUUCCAACAGAAGCUGGGAGUGCCGGUCACGCGUGUGUUCGACGUCGCACGCAAAGGCGACGAUAACGAUCCCGACCCAGCGCUAGUCCUCCUUCCCCAGCCGCCGAGCCUCGACAUCUCUCAAGACGAAGCGACAAAUGUCUGGCUGAACACGACAGAAGCUGGUAGUUGGUAUGCCCUUUCCGAAGCCAACUACCCCGCUGUAACCGACGGUGCACCCAAAGCGUCGUGUUAUACCUAUGGCAAUUAUCUGGGUGGAGCUGAUUCUUACAUCCUCCCGGAGCGUAGAGGUCUUGUUGGCGUCCACAGACUGAACUAUCAGCAAGAGCCAGCUCAGACUUGGUCUGCUAUCGCUGCACCCACAGGCAAUGAUGAGCAACAAGUCCCUGAUAAAAAACCCUCCGUCCCUGCAGGCAUACCUCAGCCUAUCCCGACAAGUCAUCUGACUUUGGAUCCACCUAAGCCGCCACCUAUCCAGACUCGUUCCUUGUGGACCAAUGUGAUGACGAUCUCAUUAACCAGCCUCGUCGGUCUUGCCCUAGUAUUGUGGUCCAUCCAAAAGCAACAAGGACCUGCUUUCAAGAAAUGGGUGUCGAAAUUCAACACGAAGCUCAACAAGACCCGACAGCUGGAGGCACCUGUCCCUGUCCCUUUCGAACCGAGUCCUGCUCCAGUCACCGUGACGGCGUCUGAGGCGCCGGCCGUCGAGCCUGUUACGGAACCUAUCGUAUUUGAGGAACCUCAAGCCACGAUAGGUGAGGUCAAGGAGGUAGCUCUACAAGUCGAAGCUCCUACUCCUCCGGAACCAGAAAAGAAGAAGGUCACGUUCGCUACUCUUCCUGAGGAUGAAGAGGAUGAAGAUCUGAGUCUCUCACGAACAACCACCAUUGAUGCUUCCCUUUCAGCUGAAGCUGCAACUGGCAACAUGUCUGAGCUCGAAGGCGCAACCCAGACGGCGGGCACUGACGAUAUCUCACCAGAGCAAGCUGCUCCAGCGACUCCCAAGAAGAAGAAAACUCACCGUGGGAAACGUGGAGGCCAAAAAGGCAGGAACCGAAGACUCAAGGAUGGUGAUGAAAUCGACCAGAUCGUAGACGCCGCGAAACAUCUCAACGAGCCUCUCGCCAUGCACCCCGAUGAGAUGAGCAACGUUGGCGAUGACGUCCAGGAUGUAUCCAACAUCAAACGAAUUGGUAAACUCACCAUUGACUUCGAUCGCCUGCUUGGUAAUGGCAGUGGCGGCACCUUUGUCUUCGAGGGCAAGUGGAACGAUCGUGAUGUUGCCGUCAAGCGCAUGUUGCCUCAGUAUUUCGGCCUCGCAGAACAAGAGGUGAAGUUGCUCCAGGAAAGCGACCUGCAUCCUAACGUUAUACGAUACUUCGAUGACGAAAAGGAUGAAAACUUUUUGUACAUUGCCGUGGAGCUCUGCCAGGCAAGUCUGUUCGACCUGUACAGAGACGGCAGACCAGGCAGUGAUCUAACAGACACUCACCUGCGUCUCGUCACUGAGAUCAACAGCAACGUCUCUCGUGCGUUACAUCAACUUGCUGAGGGUGUUCACCACUUGCACAGCUUGAGAAUCAUCCAUCGAGACAUCAAGCCUCAAAACAUCCUCAUUGCUUAUCCUCAACGGAACCAGAAGAAUGGACCACGUCUCGUCAUAUCUGACUUUGGACUAUGUAAGACACUGCCUGAUAACAUGAGUACAUUGAUUGGCACCACGGGAAACGCCGGCACCGUUGGCUGGAAAGCUCCGGAGCUCAUCCUGCAACCCAAAGACAUCGGUUAUGGAAGUUCGACAGGCCACUCACGCGACUCGUCUGCGUCGACUGACCCUGUUUCCCAAGGUGUUAAACGAGCGGUAGACAUCUUCUCGCUUGGCUGCGUCUUUUACUACGUACUCACUAAUGGAUCUCACCCCUUCGACGAUGAUGAGGGUUGGGCGCAGAUGCGCGAGUACAACAUCAAGAAGAACAAAGCCAGCUAUGAACGACUAAGCCUGGGCCCGGACUCCGAAGAGCCUAUCCGUCUCAUCUCCUGGAUGUUGUCCAACCGCCCUGAGGACCGCCCGACAGCCGCCGAGGUCAUGAAUCACCCCUUCUUCUGGUCCGCAGAGAAGCGACUCACUUUCCUGUGCGACUGCUCUGACCAUUGGGAGCGCGAGAUCCGCGAUCCGCCCUCGACCCAUCUAUCCAUCCUGGAGACCUACAGCGAAGAGGUCCUCGACAAGAAACGCAACUUCCUUGCCAAGCUCGACAACAGUUUCAUUGCUUCGCUUGGCAAGCAGCGCAAAUACACAGGAGACAAGAUGCUGGACUUGCUUAGGGCACUGAGGAACAAGAAGAAUCACUACGAGGACAUGGACGACAGCGUCAAGGCGAAGGUGGGGCCGUUGCCUCAUGGUUAUCUGCAAUACUGGACAAGCAAGUUCCCGAAGCUGUUGAUGAGCUGCUUCGAUUGUGUGGUGGAGUGUGGGUUGCAAGGAGAACCGAGGUUCAAGCCGUACUUCCCACAGGCAAACCAUUAG